AUGUCAACCGUGGUUGACCAACUCGUUGAUAUGGGCUUCGACCGAGCUCGUGCCGAAUACGCGUAUGCGCAAACGGGAAAUGGUGCAUUAGAACAGGUCAUGGAUUGGCUAAUUAGUCACGAAGGUGAGGAAAUACCAGAAACGCCUUCAGAGGAUGCUGUAGCUGCGACGGACGGUAAACCGAAUGAGGCUGAACUAACAGAAUCGACUCCAGGCAGUUAUAAAUGCAAUGACUGCAAUAAGCUAUUUCGUGACGAAAAUAGUAUGAUGUUUCACGCCGCGAAGUCUGGUCACGAGAACUUCUCGGAGAGCACUGAGGUCAUAGCUGCCUUGACGCCGGAAGAACGUGCUAAGAAAGAGGCUGAAUUGCGUGACAGAAUACGAGCUGCUCGUGCGCUCAAAGAGGAGCAGGCGAGAAAAGAGGAGAUAGAAAAGGAGCGUCGUCGUCGUGAAGAAGGAAAAAAGAUGCUGGAGACUAGAGAGAAACAGAAGGAAAUGGAGUUGAGGUGA
This is a messenger RNA of Cooperia oncophora, 510 nucleotides long. NCBI's taxonomy places the organism in Eukaryota, Metazoa, Nematoda, Chromadorea, Rhabditida, Trichostrongylidae. The record is from the annotation of a GenBank genome assembly.